GGAAGAGGAAUGUCCAGGAUGACGUCGCGUGUCCGGGGUAUGCGGGAUUCGUAACCACAUUAAUUUAACUACGCCUUCUCCAGUCUGAGGUCCUGGUAGGCAUUACACAGGAAGAAAAGCGUUGUAGGAAAAAGAAAACGGGACGCCCUCCUCCGUCUCCUCCUCCUCCUCUUCCUCUUCCUCCUCCUCCUCCUCCUCCUGGCGGAUAACGGUGUCCAAGAAGUUAUUCAGGACGCAGACAAUAGCGCGGAGACUGUGGUUACUAUCCUUGCUUUGAUAUCGGUCCAUCACUUCCUCUUAAUGCUGCUCGUGUCUCUAUUGUACCACACAAAGAGGAAAACACUCGGCUGAAAUUGUAUGAUGGAUGAUCUGGGAGUGCCUGAGCCACCUAAUUACCCUCUCAGUCCUCGUAUUGUUGUGUUUGAUGCCCUCCUUGCUGAUCUGGAGAACACCGGCUCUCCUCUGGCUCGGUGUCCUGUGCUGCUGACCUCUGACCCCCCACAAAAUGUUGAUCCUACCACCGAGGACACCACACAAACCCGACCACCACCACCAGCCUACACCCCACAGCAGACAGUUUCUUCUGCAAUGAAAUCUACCCAGAACUCCAAUCCAGACAAAUUGUACAGCACAGUGUGUAAACCACGCUCUCCCCGCACGGCAGAUCCUCCCCCGGCUUUCUCUUCCUCCUCGCUGUUGGGUGGAGGCCUGAGUGAACUGGACCAUCUGUUACAGGAGCUGAAUGCCACCCAGUUCAACAUCACAGAUGAGAUCCUGGCCCAGUUCCCUUCUUCUAAAAAGGAUGACAGGGACAAGAUAAAGGAUAAGGCCACCACAUCCUGUUCCAGCUCUGCAAAGCCGUCAGCAACAUCAGCCACACUGGAACUGGACAAACUGAUGGCUUCUCUGUCAGACUUCAGAGUCCAGAGCACGCCAGCUGCACCUGUCACCCCAGUAGUGGCAGCACCACAGCAGCCCGCCACCCCACCACAGCCCUCGUCUGGCGGCUCAUUGGACAGCAUGCUCGGGCUGCUUCAGUCAGACUUGAGCAGACAAGGAGUUCAAACAUCAUCCAAAGGAAACUGUUCGGCUUGUCAAAAGCCAGUGGUAGGACAGGUGGUCACAGCUCUGGGGAAGGUGUGGCACCCAGAGCACUUUGUGUGCUCGAAGUGUGAGACAGAGUUGGGCAGUCGCAACUUCUUUGAGAAGGAUGGACGGCCGUACUGUGAGUCGGACUACUUCACCCUCUUCUCCCCUCACUGUGCCCAGUGCAACAAGCCAAUUCUGAAUAAAAUGGUGACAGCUUUGGAUAAGAACUGGCACCCAGAGUGUUUCUGCUGUGUAAAGUGCAGUCGAGCGUUUGGAGAGGAAGGUUUCCAUGACCGUGAGGGCCAGCAGUACUGCCAGCAGUGUUUCUUGACUCUGUUUGCUUCACGCUGCCAAGGCUGCAGCCAGCCCAUCCUGGAAAACUACAUCUCAGCUCUCAACUCUCUCUGGCAUCCGCAGUGUUUCGUUUGCAGGGAGUGCUACAGCCCUUUCGUCAACGGCAGCUUCUUUGAACACGAGGGACAGCCUCUGUGUGAGGCCCACUACCACCAGUCCCGUGGCAGCAUGUGUCAGGCCUGCAAGCAACCCAUCCUGGGCCGCUGCGUCACCGCCAUGGGGGCCAAGUUUCACCCCGACCACCUGGUGUGUGACUUCUGCCAGAAGCCCCUGAGCAAAGGCUGCUUCAAGGAACAGGAUAACAAGCCGUACUGCCAUCCCUGCUUCAUCAAACUCUGUGGUUAAGAGUCUGAGUUCUUGUUCUGUUAUUUUUUUACUGUGGGAGUGAGGGUGGAGCCGGUCUCUUUCUUGGUUUUAAGAUCAUUAGAGUUGAAACACAGAGAACUUUCCAACCCUAUAUUUUUCUUUAUUACGCAAAAAAAAUGGACUGCAUUUGGACUUGAGCAUUGGUCAGACAGAUACAAAAAGAUACCAAAUGUUUCUUGUCAUGUAUGUAAAUCUUUUACAUACUGUAUUGAUUCAAAUUGAAUAUGUAAAAAAAUAUAUUUUACCAAAGAUUGAAAAGAAACAGUCUUAUUGUUUCAGUGAAGGACUUUUGUGAAAGGAAAUCCCCUUUAAUAUAUUUGCUUUAAAUGGCAAACUGUAAAAGUGCCAAUGCAAUUGCAUUUAUAUACUGUAUGCUGCUUGCCUUAUAAUGUAUGUUUUUGUGUAACAACCUAGGCUUUCAUAUGUUUAAUGUCAGAUAUUUUGCAUUAUUGUUUCACAUCUGCUCUAUGCAAUCACCAAAGACAUUUCCAAAGAAUACAAUAAAGAAGAACACAGAUUG
Molecule: messenger RNA, 2329 nt
Organism: Notolabrus celidotus (New Zealand spotty)
Lineage: Eukaryota; Metazoa; Chordata; Actinopteri; Labriformes; Labridae
Product: transforming growth factor beta-1-induced transcript 1 protein-like
Exons: 12
Coding region: 358-1788 (476 amino acids)
Biological process (GO): actin cytoskeleton organization; muscle structure development
Cellular component (GO): adherens junction; Z disc; stress fiber
Molecular function (GO): actin binding; muscle alpha-actinin binding
Source: RefSeq, a predicted model, not a curated record